AUGAUUUCUUUAGCUUGUCUGCUUCGCGGAGAUAAAGAGGAGACGUUUUUUAAACUUUAUUUUAAUAUCGUCUUUUCUUUUCAUUUUAAAUGCCCGUCUCCUUUUAAUUCAAAUUUUGUCGUCCUUACUUUUACUCGGCCUUCUUCUUCUUCUACUUCUUUCUUCUUCUUCUUCUUCUUCUUCUUCUUCUUCUUCUUCUUCUUCUUCUUCUAUCUUUCUCCUUUUCUCUUUUCUUUUUCUUCUUUUCUUCUCGUUCCCUUCUUUUUUCUACUUCCUCUUUUUCUCCUCCUCCCCUCCUCUUUUUCUUCCCCUCCUCUUUUUCUUUUUCUUCUCCUCCUCUCCCCUUCUCUUCUUUUAGAUAUGAACAAUAUCUAUCUAUCUAUCUAUCUAUCUAUCUAUCUAUCUAUCUAUCUAUCUAUCUAUCUAUCUAUCUAUCUAUCUAUCUAUCUAUUCGUUCACAAUCUAUCCAUCUCCGUCUUAGGCUGUUCAUAUCUACCUGCCUAA
Messenger RNA from Acanthosepion pharaonis, 504 nucleotides. NCBI's taxonomy places the organism in Eukaryota, Metazoa, Mollusca, Cephalopoda, Sepiida, Sepiidae. The record is from the annotation of a GenBank genome assembly.